Eptesicus fuscus (big brown bat) is the source of this 2631-nucleotide messenger RNA. It is a transcript of the gene SLITRK4, whose product is annotated as SLIT and NTRK like family member 4. Gene Ontology annotation, biological process: regulation of presynapse assembly; positive regulation of synapse assembly; axonogenesis. The record is from RefSeq and is a predicted model, not a curated record. The coding region runs from base 55 to 2631 and encodes 858 amino acids. Lineage: Eukaryota; Metazoa; Chordata; Mammalia; Chiroptera; Vespertilionidae. Gene Ontology annotation, molecular function: protein binding. The transcript has 2 exons. Gene Ontology annotation, cellular component: membrane; glutamatergic synapse.
GAGAAAAGGGGUCGCUCCUCCCCAGGGGAUGUUUUAGGCAUAAAGAGGGGGCGGAUGCUUUUAGAUUAUUUCUCUUUAUUCAGAAGCAUAAAAUUGCAUGCCGAUUGCAAGAAGAUGUUUCUUUGGCUCUUUCUGAUUUUGUCAGUCCUGAUUUCUUCUUCGACAAAUGCAGAUUCUGACAUAUCAGUGGAAAUUUGCAAUGUGUGCUCCUGUGUGUCAGUGGAGAAUGUGCUCUAUGUCAACUGUGAGAAGGUUUCAGUCUACCGACCAAACCAGCUGAAACCACCUUGGUCAAAUUUUUAUCACCUCAAUUUCCAAAACAAUUUUUUAAAUAUCCUCUAUCCAAAUACAUUCUUGAAUUUUUCACACGCAGUAUCCCUGCAGCUGGGAAAUAAUAAACUGCAGAACAUUGAGGGAGGAGCCUUUCUUGGGCUCAGUGCAUUAAAGCAGUUGCACUUGAACAACAAUGAAUUAAAGAUUCUCCGAGCUGACACUUUCCUUGGCAUAGAGAACUUGGAGUAUCUCCAGGCUGACUACAAUUUAAUCAAGUAUAUUGAACGAGGAGCCUUCAAUAAGCUCCACAAACUGAAAGUUCUCAUUCUUAAUGACAAUCUGAUUGCAUUCCUUCCUGAUAAUAUUUUCCGAUUCGCAUCUUUGACCCAUCUGGAUAUACGAGGAAACAGAAUCCAGAAGCUCCCCUAUAUCGGAGUUCUGGAACAUAUAGGCCGAGUUGUCGAAUUGCAACUGGAAGAUAACCCUUGGAACUGUAGCUGUGAUUUGUUGCCUUUAAAAGCUUGGCUGGAGAAUAUGCCGUAUAACAUUUACAUAGGCGAAGCUAUCUGUGAAACUCCCAGUGACUUAUAUGGAAGGCUUUUAAAAGAAACCAACAAACAAGAAUUAUGCCCCAUGGGCACAGGCAGUGAUUUUGAUGUACGGAUCCUGCCUCCAUCUCAGCUGGAAACCAGCUAUACCACUCCCAAUGGUCACACUACUCAAACAUCCUUCCACAGAUUAGUGACCAAACCACCGAAAACUACAAAUCCUUCCAAGAUCUCUGGAAUCGUGGCAGGCAAAGCCCUCUCCAACCGCAAUCUUAGUCAGAUUGUGUCUUACCAAACAAGGGUGCCUCCUCUUACACCUUGCCCAGCGCCUUGCUUUUGCAAAACACAUCCUUCAGAUUUUGGACUGAGUGUCAACUGCCAGGAGAAAAAUAUACAGUCCAUGUCUGAACUAAUACCGAAACCUUUAAAUGCCAAGAAGUUGCAUGUCAAUGGCAACAGCAUCAAAGAUGUGGACAUCUCAGACUUUGCCGAGUUUGAAGGACUGGAUUUGCUCCAUUUAGGCAGUAAUCAGAUUACAGUGAUAAAGGGAGAUGUAUUCCACAAUCUCACUAAUUUACGCAGGCUGUAUCUCAAUGGCAAUCAGAUUGAAAGACUUUAUCCUGAAAUAUUUUCAGGCCUUCAUAACCUGCAGUAUCUGUACUUGGAAUACAAUUUGAUUAAAGAAAUCUUAGCGGGCACCUUUGACUCGCUGCCAAAUUUGCAGCUACUAUACUUAAACAACAAUCUUUUAAAGAGCUUGCCCGUUUACAUUUUUUCUGGAGCACCCCUUGCGAGACUGAACCUGAGGAACAACAAGUUCAUGUACCUACCUGUCAGUGGAGUUCUCGAUCAGCUGCAGUCUCUGACACAGAUUGACUUGGAGGGCAACCCGUGGGACUGCACUUGUGACUUAGUGGCAUUAAAGCUGUGGCUGGAGAAGUUGAAUGACGGAAUUGUUGUGAAAGAACUAAAAUGUGAAACACCUGUUCAGUUUGCCAACAUUGAACUGAAGUCCCUCAAAAAUGAAAUCUUAUGUCCCAAACUCUUAAACAAGCCAUCUGCACCAUUCACGAGCCCUGCACCUGCCAUUACCUUCACAACCCCACUGGGUCCCAUUCGAAGUCCUCCUGGAGGCCCAGUGCCUCUGUCUAUUUUAAUCUUAAGUAUCUUAGUGGUCCUCAUUUUAACUGUGUUUGUUGCUUUUUGCCUUCUUGUUUUUGUGCUGCGACGAAACAAGAAACCCACGGUGAAGCAUGAAGGCCUGGGGAAUGCAGAGUGUGGUUCCAUGCAGCUGCAGCUGAGGAAGCAUGACCACAAAACCAAUAAAAAAGAUGGACUGAGCACAGAAGCUUUCAUUCCACAAACCAUAGAACAGAUGAGCAAGAGCCACACCUGUGGCUUGAAAGAGUCUGAAACUGGCUUCAUGUUUUCAGAUCCCCCAGGACAGAAAGUCAUCAUGAGAAAUGUUGCCGACAAGGAAAAAGAUUUGUUACAUGUGGAUAGCAGGAAGAGAUUGAGCACAAUUGAUGAGCUGGAUGAAUUAUUCCCGAGCAGGGAUUCCAAUGUGUUUAUUCAGAAUUUUCUCGAAAGCAAAAAGGAGUACAACAGCAUAGGUGUCAGUGGUUUUGAGAUCCGUUAUCCAGAAAAACAAGACAAGAAAAGCAAGAAGUCAUUGAUAGGCGGCAACCACAGUAAAAUUGUGGUAGAGCAAAGGAAGAGCAGCGAGUAUUUUGAACUGAAGGCAAAACUCCAGAGUUCCCCCGACUACCUACAAGUCCUUGAGGAGCAGACAGCUUUGAACAAGAUCUAG